AUGUUUAGUGCAGCUUCUGUCAACUCAACGCUGGCUGGGGAACUUCGGGAUGCCAAAUGCCAACACGAGCUUCAUUUAUCAAUAUGGCGGCGUUUUGGUUUACCUCCUGAGCGCUUUAACCUUCUUCUAAACAAGUCAGAACUUGCCUUUUACCCUCUCCGUCCGGAAUUUGCUGAAUCCACGUACUACCUCUAUCGAGCAACUAAGGAUCCCGUUUAUCUUCAGAUUGGAGCCAUGAUAGUCAAUAAUUUGGAUCAUUAUACUCGUGCAAAGUGUGGCUUCGCAACAAUUCACAACGUUGAGGAUAUGACUCAGGAAGACCGUAUGGAGAGCUUUUUCUUGAGUGAAACCUUAAAAUACCUCUAUCUCGUGCGUGCCUUCUGA
Molecule: messenger RNA, 384 nt
Organism: Echinococcus granulosus
Lineage: Eukaryota; Metazoa; Platyhelminthes; Cestoda; Cyclophyllidea; Taeniidae
Product: ER degradation-enhancing alpha-mannosidase-like protein
Exons: 3
Coding region: 1-384 (127 amino acids)
Biological process (GO): mannose trimming involved in glycoprotein ERAD pathway; endoplasmic reticulum mannose trimming; carbohydrate metabolic process
Cellular component (GO): endoplasmic reticulum; membrane
Molecular function (GO): calcium ion binding; mannosyl-oligosaccharide 1,2-alpha-mannosidase activity
Source: RefSeq, a predicted model, not a curated record